Molecule: messenger RNA, 2064 nt
Organism: Anopheles cruzii
Lineage: Eukaryota; Metazoa; Arthropoda; Insecta; Diptera; Culicidae
Product: raf homolog serine/threonine-protein kinase Raf
Exons: 4
Coding region: 1-2064 (687 amino acids)
Biological process (GO): protein phosphorylation; signal transduction
Molecular function (GO): protein kinase activity; ATP binding
Source: RefSeq, a predicted model, not a curated record
AUGUCAGCGGCCGAAGCCGACGAUACGGACGAUGAGCAGCAGCUUCAGCUGGAUCCGUUCUCUCAGCUGGAGGAGGAUUUGCGGAACAUGAAAUCCGUUAUUCAUGUGACGCGCGAAAAUAUCGACGCGUUGAAUGCAAAAUUUGCCGACUUUCAGCAACCGCCGGCCCUUUACCUGGAGGAAUACCAGGAGCUCACGUCCAAGCUGCACGACCUGGAGAUCAAGGAGCAGGCCUUGAUUGAUAGGAAAAUGCAGUUACAGAACGAGCAAACUGGCGAUCCGAGCGAACCACCGGAUCCCGAGGAGCGCGUUGAAAGCAUGUGCGGCACGCUGAGCAGGCAGUCAAAGAUGCUGCUGCGAGCCUUUCUACCGAACCAGCAGCGUACCUCGGUACAGGUGAUCCCCGGGAUGCGUCUUAAGGACGCGCUGGCAAAAGCACUGAAGCGGCGCAACUUAACGUGCGAGUUCUGUGAGGUGACGGCCGGAACUAGCGAGUAUCCCAUCCCGUGGGAAACGGACGUCAGCGCGCUGAACUGUGACGAGGUGUUCGUGCGCAUUCUGGACAUCGGGUUUCCCACCUACAUCUCGCACCAGUUCAUUCGCAAAACGUUCUUCUCGUUAGCGUUCUGCGAGUGCUGCCGUCGUUUGCUCUUCACCGGCUUCUACUGCAACCAGUGCAACUAUAGGUUCCACCAGCGGUGCGUCGACAAGGUGCCGCCGAUAUGCAGCAAACGACACAUGGACAGCACCUUCUAUCAUGUGUUGCUGGCGAACCCAGAAAGCACGGCCGGCAUUAUCAAUCCCGGGGCCGGUGGCUACAGUACGAAUUUGCGGCACCCGAGAUCAUUGAACCAGCAGGAUCGCUCCAAUUCGGCCCCGAAUGUGUGCAUUAACAGUGUGAUGAAACCGUUUUUCGGGACCGAAGGCCGAAACGUUAUAACCAACCGACCGCUGCAGGCUCAAACGAAUCAAGAGCAUUCACAUUCCACACAAGCGUCACCAACAAACACGCUGAACCACAGUAAACGCCCUAGGGCACGAUCGGCAGACGAGAGCAACAAGAAUCUGCUAUCACCUCGGGACUCGAAACAAUCGGACGAAAAUUGGAAUAUCCAAGCUGAAGAGAUUUUGAUCGGCCAGCGGAUCGGAUCGGGAUCAUUCGGGACGGUGUACAAGGCCCACUGGCAUGGCUCAGUGGCAGUAAAGACACUGAACGUGAAAACCCCAAGCCCGGCUCAGCUGCAGGCGUUCAAAAAUGAGGUCGCGAUGCUUAAGAAAACGCGCCACUGUAAUAUACUUUUGUUCAUGGGCUGUGUUAGCAAACCGUCACUAGCAAUCGUAACGCAAUGGUGUGAGGGCAGCAGCUUGUACAAGCACAUCCACGUCAACGAAACAAAGUUCAAGCUGAACACGUUGAUCGAUAUCGCCCGGCAGGCCGCCCAGGGCAUGGAUUAUCUCCACGCCAAGAACAUCAUCCACAGGGAUCUGAAAUCGAACAACAUCUUCCUGCAUGACGAUUUUUCGGUUAAGAUAGGCGAUUUCGGCCUGGCCACGGCCAAAGUGCGGUGGUCCGGAUCGCAGCAAUCGAACCAACCGACCGGCAGCAUUCUGUGGAUGGCACCGGAAGUGAUUCGCAUGAAGGAUCAGAAUCCGUAUUCGUUUCAGAGCGACGUGUACGCGUUUGGCAUCGUGCUUUACGAGAUGCUGACCGAGCAGCUGCCGUACAAUCACAUCAACAACAAAGACCAGAUACUAUUUAUGGUCGGCUGCGGCAAACUACGACCGGACCUGACCAAGGUAAGGUCCGACUGCCCUCAAGCCCUGAAACGGUGCGUUGAGGAUUGCAUCAAGUUCAAUCGCGACGAGCGGCCACUAUUUCGGCUAUUGCUAAACAUGCUCGAAACUAUGCUGCGCACUAUGCCAAAGUUCCAUCGUAGCGCCAGCGAGCCGAACUUUACGCAAACACAGCUACAAAAUGACGAUUUCCUGUACAUGUGUUCUAGUCCCAAAACUCCUGUGAACUUUCAUGAUUUCCAGUUCUACAAUGGCGCUGGGAAUUACUAG